AUUACCUUCUUCUCUUCAUUCUUUCUUUCCUCUUACGACGGUUACUUCCAUUAUCCUCUUUCUUUCUCUAACCAACCAAUAUGGAAUCAGAUAAGCGCUAUGAUUCAACUUCUUCUUCUCUUUCCUUCUCUCCUACUUCAUCAUCUUCUUCAUCCUCUUCCUGUGCUUCGGAGGAUCGUUCGGUUAAGACAGAGGAAAUUGAGGCGGCGGAGACUCUAGCUUACUUGGCGCGACUAGCAAUGCGCCAAACAACUCACUCACCCGAUUCACUCAUUCCUCACUCGGAUCCUCCUCAACAUCUGCAGGGCCAAGCUGUUUCAGGUCAGCAGCUAGAUGGGAAAAUAUAUAGUACUACAUCAGUAGAAACAGAAAGGACUCAGGAGAGUGACUGCUUAAGAAACAUGAAGGUGGAGCAGAAUGCUGAUUUACCUAAGACUACUCACUGCAAUAAGUCAAGACGUAAUUUAACCGAGGAAGAAAAAGAAGCACGGAGGAUACGAAGGGUAUUGGCAAAUAGAGAGUCCGCUAGGCAGACAAUUCGCCGCAGGCAGGCUCUGACUGAGGAGUUAAACAGAAAAGCUGCAACCUUAGUGAUGGAAAAUGAAAACCUGAAGAGGAAGAAGGAGUUGGCUUUGAAAGAGUAUCAGUCUUUAGAGACUACAAAUAAGCUCUUAAAAGCACAAGUAACUAAGUCAAUAAACACAAAAAUGGAAAAAGCUCCUGUUGAGCAGGAGUUAUCUGUGGCUGAGGCAGCACCUAUGCAUGGUAAUAGUCCAUGGUUUAUUUAUAACCAUUUUCCGGUUAGACAGUUAUUUUGGCCUGCCAUUUUUCAGUCUUCUAAACAAGUUCAAUUACAACAUACACCAUUUAAUUCCAUUGCCAUUCCAUCACAUGUAUAUGUAUCAUGUCCUGCUGAGUCUGAAUCUCCUCACAAGCAAAAUAACCUUGUAAAUGACAAUCAAACACAAAAUCCAUUGUACAUGUUUCCAUGUCCUUGGUUAUACCCUCCACCAGAAAUUGGAAAUGGACAACCACCACCUUCUAGUGGCCUAGAAGAUAAACAAGAUAAUCUUCCUCUAGGUGAACAAUGCAGUACUAGUUUAUCCUUAAAUAGAGUGGAAAAUGUGGAUUAUCAUGCAACUCUACCUAUCAAACUGAAAACAGAAGCUUCUGACUGGACAGAAUCCAGAUCUAGUAAUGACCCUGACCAUGCCACUCCAAAUUUUUCUUUGGAUGGAGGUGAGCAGAAAACAAGAUGUCAAAUAGAAAUGUUCCAUGGACCUGCAGUUGAUUGUAAUGGACAUGCUCAUGUAGUCAAGCAAGAACCUGAGCUUCAAUUACAUUCCGCUUCCGAUACCAACAUAUCUUCAACAGCUUCUCAUAUCAAACCUUAUUCACUGGAAAAGAAACAAGAACAGUUCAUAUGCACAGGUAAAAAUCUAGUGGAUGCAGUUGCUGCAGCAGAGGCACGAAAGAGGAGAAAGGAGCUGACAAAACUAAAAAGCAAUCAAAGCCGCCAGUCCCGGAUGGAGUGUUGAUUUCUCUGUAAACUUGAUUUGAUGUUCAAAAGGAACAAAUGUUCACCAGCUUUUGCACCUGCUUAUGGUUUGACAAAAAAAGAAGUUUUCCGAAAUUGAGGAGAGUACGGGUUAACUUAAUUAAUCCACACUGAGGGCCUUGGAAGGGAAUUGAAUUCUAUCAAUGAUAGCUUUAAAGUUUAGUUUUUCUCUGAUCAUCUUGCUUGUUUCUUUUUUAUUUACUUCAUUUUACUGGGAUUUUUUCCCCUCCGAUAGAAUUUAGUUUCUUUAAGUGGUCAAGCUGAACAAUUUUCCUAUUAGCAGUUAUUUUUAUCCAGAUUCUUCAACUUUCAAGGAUGUCUAUGAGCAGCUUAAUCCCAUAAAAUGGUUCAAAAUAUGUCAUAACAUUGUAUAUUUUAUACUACUUUUUACUGUUACUUAUUGUAAAUAUUGUAUAAUUAUUAUUAUAGAUUUUAUUCAGUUUUAUUUAACCUGUUAA
Messenger RNA from Trifolium pratense (red clover), 2016 nucleotides. RefSeq lists its product as uncharacterized. NCBI's taxonomy places the organism in Eukaryota, Viridiplantae, Streptophyta, Magnoliopsida, Fabales, Fabaceae. The transcript is spliced from 6 exons. The record is from RefSeq and is a predicted model, not a curated record. Gene Ontology annotation, molecular function: sequence-specific DNA binding; DNA-binding transcription factor activity. Bases 81 to 1538 code for a protein of 485 amino acids. Gene Ontology annotation, cellular component: nucleus. Gene Ontology annotation, biological process: regulation of DNA-templated transcription.